AGGUCGCCAGCGACUCUCCUCCGACUCUGGCUGAGAUUCCGAGCCAGGCAGCCAGCCAGCCAGGUACAUAUAAUUUCCUGCCCGGUCUCGAGAAGUGUGCCAGUUAGAAGGAUGUUGCCCAAUUUGAAAUCGCGCCGUGUCAGCGGCCUCCAGCUGGCCGGGAAGCAUCUGGGUCCGGUGGCCAAGUGCCCGCCCAGAUAUUCCGAGGAGGACUGGGACUAUAACAACAAGAUCAAGUUUCGGAUCACCUGCGACCAGGAGAAGCUGGCCGAGCGGAUCGUGGAGGAGUCGCGUCGCGUGGUGGACGAAACGAAGGACACGACCAAGAACUGGCAGCGCGAGGUGGAGCAUCAUAUGCGCGAGAGGACCAGCGAGAUUCGCUUUUUGGUGGACGAGUUGAAUCGCCAGAAGAAGACCGCCGCUCUGGAGGACGAGGCCUUGAAUACCUAUCGCAAUCGGGUGCUGAACUGCAUUGAGUUCCUCAAGGAGAAGUCGCUGGCCAUUUGCAAGCAGUGCCUGAUCCUGCGAGAGGGAAGGAUUGGGGUGGAUCUCUGCGACGACGAGGUGGACCGCUCCUUGCGCCGCGAACUGAAGGUCAUCAAGGGCUGUCAGGGAUUGGCCGAUGCCGCCCUCAAGGAGGCCGAGGAGCAGAUCCGCAAGCUGCGCGCCGCCAUCUAUCUGCUGGAUCAGGAUCUGGCCGCCAAGGAUAAGUCGCUGGCCAUCGAUGAGAAGAACCUGAAGCUCAAGGAGUUCCAGCAUGAUCUGGCCAAGGGCUCGGAUUUGUCCAAGCAGCACUGCCAAUUUUCGCUGACCGAGUGGCAGGCGCAGACGUACGAGAAUCUGGAGGCCAACGCCAAGGCUUUGGUCUCCGCCGGCCAACUGCGGGCCUACAUCGAUCUGCUGCUGAAGCAGGUCUGCGAGGAUAUGCAGAACCAGACGGACAGGACCAACGAGGCCUUCGAGCGGAGGAUCUCGGAGACGAAGCACGUGAAGCAGUGCCUGGAGAACAAGCACAAGGACACCAUGGACCACAUCCACCAGGUGCAGCGCAACAUGACCGAGCUGGAGAAGGAGAUGAUGGACAAGCAGAGGGCAAUAACCCUCUGCCAGACGAGGCUGAGCAAUCGAGCCCACCGUCCCGGAUUGGAGCUGACCUGCGACAUGGUCCAGGAUGCCCUCUACAACGAGCUGCAGGCCUUGAAGGCCUCCGUGUGCAAGCUCAACCAGAAGCUGAACGAGAACAAGGCCUCCAUGCGGUACCUGAUGCACGUCCAGGUGAUGCAGGAGGAGGAGAUCAACAUCAAGGCGAACACCUGCAAGAUCGACGAGGUCGACUGCAUGACUCUGCGACAGGCCCUCAAAUAUCAAACCUUCUAGUCGGGCAGCACUACUUCCAGUAUCGCACCCAGUAGUCGCCACCAGCCACCAUUAAUCAAAUUAGAUGCAUGUGCAUUUCGUGUUCGAUCCCAAAUUACUUAAUAAAUUGAAAUUCACUUUCGAUUUCCAGUUA
Messenger RNA from Drosophila takahashii, 1510 nucleotides. Lineage: Eukaryota; Metazoa; Arthropoda; Insecta; Diptera; Drosophilidae. The record is from RefSeq and is a predicted model, not a curated record.